AAAUGUUCGUGAGAUUAGCUGGUAGUCAAUCUAUGCGAAUAAAAGCAUGGGAUGGUUUAAGAAGCGCGUUAAUCAUGUGGGAAUUGUGACGCAAAAAAACCUAAUAGAAAUGAAAAGGAACUCAUUUCGUUUAGCAAUUCAAAUCUUGUCGCCUGCUAUCUUUUUUUCAAUACUGUUUGGACUGUAUUGGCUCGAUACUUGGAACAUCAGUAAGGAUCCAGAUGUAAGCUACACAAGGAAGGCGUAUUCGGUGACUGCAGACAAGAUUCCAGCUUGUAGUUAUGUCAAGAAGGAUGGGACGCGUUGCAGGACGAUAGGAUACGUCCCACAUGGUGACUCUGUAGUUGAGGAAAUCAUGGAACACGUCAAGGCCAUCAGCGGAUACUCUGACAAAGACAUCAUAUCGUUCAAUUCGGAGACAGAUUGCAACGUUUACAUGAAAUCGAACCCUAACAUGGUGCAGGGCGUGUACCAUUUUUAUUUAGAUUACGGCUGUGAAGACAAUCGUCUUUAUCCAAAAAAGUUAGACAAGCAGAGAUGCUACAACACAAAAUGGAAAAAGGAGAACUUGGUUGGUCUGAGGUACCUGAUUCAGUACAACCAGAGUGCUCCAGGGUAUGAGAUGCCACGCACGCUCAUGUCUGUUCAGAUUCCGAUGAUAAAAGUACUGGAGAAGGCUAUAUUUCGGGUUUUUGGUGACUACAGUUACGAAUUCAAGCUAAAAAAAUAUCCCCAUCCCGCGGUCACGUCAAGUGAAAUUUACAUAAAUUUUGCCGUCUCGUCGGUCUUUGCGCCGAUCAUGCUGAACCUGAUUAUUCAGGUCAACGCGUUGGUCAGAGAAAAGCAAUUGAAGUCCCGACAAAGCAUGGUGCUGAUGGGGCUGACGACCAGUUCCUACUGGAUUGCAUGGAUAGGCAUGAACGUUCUUCUGAACAUCUUGGUUUCCUUCGUUAUCAUCGGCCUUGGGAAAGCGUUUGGAAUCGCAAUUUUUGUGCGUAACAGCUUUAUAACAUACGCUUUGUUAAUCUUGUUGUUUUCUAUAGCGAUCGUUCCGGUUGGGGUUUUAUUGUCGGUUUUGAGUCCGAAUUUGACGCUCGCUAUGUUGUCUGGGUUCUUCAUCUUUCUGUUUGGGCUCAUAUUGCAGUUUUACAUUGACCUCAUGUACUGGAACACGUCAAAUAAGUACAUUCAGAAUUUUUUUGCGCUGCUCCCGUUUUCGAUAUUUACCAAGAGCGCGUUGGACCUGUGCUUUGAGGACACUAGUGAAUUGAAAACCGGGUUGAAAUGGAGCAUGAUCAACAAUCACUCGUACUGGCCGAUUGCCAAGACGUACAAGUUUUUGGUGGUUGAUUUCUUCAUUUACUUGGUGUUGGGAGUUUACUUCGAUCAUAUGGUGUAUUUUGGCUACAGCCCGUGGUUUUUUUUGACGAGGAGGUAUUGGGGAGGGGGCGAGAAGAGAGGGGAAACGGCGUUGAGCAUGGAGGAGUACUCGUUCGGCGAGGAUAGGGACGUGUUGAGCGAGGAGAAAAUGAUUAGAGAGAACCGCUGUCCGGACUUGAAGCGAAUGUUGGUGAUAAACAACAUGUGCAAGACGUUUGAGUCGCGGUUGUUUUGCAUAAAUGGGAGGAGGUUGUACGCGGUGAAGAAUUUGUAUUUGAGUGCGAGGGAGGGGGAGGUCCUGUGCUUGUUGGGGCACAAUGGAGCGGGGAAAACGACGGUGAUUCGGACGUUGAUUGGGUUGCACAGGGCGACAUCGGGGGAUGCAUUGGUGUAUGGGAACAGUAUUAACACGGAGAUGAAUAGGAUUCAGGAAAUAAUGGGGGUGUGCUAUCAGCACGACAUAUUAUGGGAGGAUUUGACGGCGAGCGAGCAUUUGGAGAUAUUUGCGAAAUUGAAGAACGUGUUUGGUCAGGAGAUGAAGAGUCAGGUGGCGGGGAUGUUAGAGGACGUGGCGUUGACGGCGGUGGCGAACGUGCCGGUGAAGUAUUAUUCUGGGGGGAUGAGGAGGAGGCUGUCGGUGGCGAUUUCGUUGAUAGGGGAUUCGAAGAUAGUGUAUUUGGACGAGCCGACGACGGGGAUGGAUCCGAUUUCGCGCCAGCAGGUGUGGAAGUUGAUCAACAAGGUGAGGGAUAAGAGGAUCAUAUUGUUGACAACGCAUUCGAUGGAGGAGGCGGAGAUUUUGAGCGACCGAAUAGCGAUAAUGAGGAGGGGUCGGUUGGCGACGGCUGGGACAGAGUUGUCGUUGAAGAAGAAGUACGACAACGCCUAUAUUUUGACGGUGAUUUCGCGGAAGGAUACGAUUGAGAAGACCGAGGACGCGGUGGCGGAGUGGGCGAAUAUGUGCCGGUCGAAGGCGGAGGGUGGAGAGAAGUGCAAGCGCGACAGCGCUCGAUUGCUUAGUCGGAAGGGUGUGAUUUUGAGGUACAGGGUGUCGGCGACGUACGAGGACGAGUUGCCGUUGUUGUUUGAGGCGUUGGAGGAGCUGAAGCGUCAGUCGCUGAUUACGGACGUGCAGGUGCAUAUGACGACGUUGGAGAAUGUGUUUUUGGACGUGGCUAGAGAGAAGAAGAGGGAGGAGAAGAAGAAGAGCGUACUGCGGACGGGUGGGGUUCGAGAGAAGUUGAGGAGUAACAAGGUGAGGGGGGGGAUAGUGGGGUUUGGGGUGUUGUUGGCGGUGUGCUUGUCGAUAGUUUUAUACGUGGUGCUGCAGAGGAGGGAGGAGAGAGAGAGGUUGGAGGUGGUGCCGAUUUUUUACACGAGGGAGUUGGAAUAUCCGUUGGAUAAGGUGCAUUUCAGGACAUCGGUGAUAGCGACGGACGUGAGGUCGAAUUCUUGCAUACUUUCGUGUAGGGUGGCGGACGUUAGGGUGCAGGUGAGAUUGAGGGUUUAUUACCUGGCGAAUGGGCAGUGGAGGGAGCAUGUGUACAAGAGUCCCGUGAGCAUGGACAGGUACGGGACGAUGAUGGUUUUUUUGAACGAUUUGGCGGAGGGGACGCCGUACCGGGCGUUUGUGGUGAGGGAGGGGCCGACGGUUGGGAGGAGUGAGGUGACGAGGUUCAGGACGGCGCCGGGGUGGAUGCGGGAAAAGAAGGUGGUUCAGUUUGGAGCGACGAGUGGGUUCGGAACGAGCAACGAGAGGUGGGAUUCGAUGCGCAGUGAAGGGAGGGAGUUGGACUUUUUCUUGCUGGCGGGGGAUUUGAUUUACGGGGAGUACGACAAGACGGAGGAGGAGUUUUAUGCGAGGUGGGGAGAGACGUUGGGGAAGGAGUCGUUUAGGUCGAUGAGUAGUGGGACGGGUUGUUGGGCGACGUGGAACGAUCAGGAGUUUAGGUCGGACUGGGAGAGGCCGUUGGGGUCGGUGGAGUUGGAGAACGAGUUGGCGGAGUCGAGGAGGGCGAUGGUGAGGAGUUUACCGUACGUGCUGGGGCCUGGGUUGGGGUUUGGGGAGCAGAGUUCGGACUUGUAUAGGAGUUUUUCGUACGGUCGCGUGGCGGAAGUGUUUAUACUGGAUUUAUGGUUCGAGAGGGUGGCGAAGGAGUUGAUUAUAAGCAGGAGGCAGAUGAAUUGGUUGAAGGAGGGGUUGUUGAGGUCGGCGGCGAGGUUCAAGGUGAUAGUUGGGGGGGUGCCGAUUACGGACUUUCAUUUGUUGAACGUGGAGGUGAAUUCGUGGAACCGGUUUCCCGGACAGAGGAAGGAGUUGUUAGAGUGGAUAGAGGGGAAUCGAAUAGGGGGGGUGUUGUUUGUGUCGGGGGGUCUACAGUUUGGAGCGUUGGCGAGGGUGGUGGUGGACGAGGAGAUGAAGGAGAAGCAGGUGAAGAUAAUGGAGGCGAUAGUGGGUCCGGUGGGUGCUUAUCUUAAUCCGGAAUUUGCGUUUAAUCCGUGGCUUAAGUUUUUGAGCAAGGAUUUUGAAGGGUUCGUGAGCACGUGGUCGACGACGUACUUUGAGUUGGAUUUUGAGUCUGGGACGAUUACGGUGGAUUAUGUGGAUGAUCGCAAGAGGUCAUUGUUGAAAAAGGUGGUGAGUAUGUAUGGAGAGAGUUGA
This is a messenger RNA of Schistocerca gregaria, 4042 nucleotides long. RefSeq lists its product as uncharacterized. The transcript has 4 exons. The record is from RefSeq and is a predicted model, not a curated record. Gene Ontology annotation, molecular function: ABC-type transporter activity; lipid carrier activity; ATP binding. NCBI's taxonomy places the organism in Eukaryota, Metazoa, Arthropoda, Insecta, Orthoptera, Acrididae. Gene Ontology annotation, cellular component: intracellular membrane-bounded organelle; membrane. Bases 47 to 4042 code for a protein of 1331 amino acids. Gene Ontology annotation, biological process: lipid transport; transmembrane transport.